Prunus persica (peach) is the source of this 3887-nucleotide messenger RNA. RefSeq lists its product as uncharacterized. Gene Ontology annotation, biological process: proteolysis. The record is from RefSeq and is a predicted model, not a curated record. The transcript has 11 exons. Gene Ontology annotation, molecular function: cysteine-type peptidase activity. NCBI's taxonomy places the organism in Eukaryota, Viridiplantae, Streptophyta, Magnoliopsida, Rosales, Rosaceae. The coding region runs from base 73 to 2856 and encodes 927 amino acids.
AUAAGUGGUGAUUGUUUAUUGCUUGUUAUUGUGUAGAUUGCAACCGACUGAAAUUCUGUUUAUAAUAUUGGCAUGCAGGGAAAUAUGGUUGGUGAAAUGAAGUUGAUGAUUGCGGAGGAACAAAAAUUCCAAGGGAAAGCAUUGUCGUUAUCCCAUACGAAGACGGCAAUCACUACGAUAAAGGAGAAAUUCACUGAACAGCAGCUGCAACUGUUUGAACAGAGUUGUUUUGGUCAUCUCCUAGGGAUUGAGGACCUCAAGUGGACUUCUCCGAUUGUCCACGGGUUGCUGCUCAGGAAAGCUGAUCCCAAGACAGUUUCCCAACUGAACGGGAUCAAAUUCAUUGUUGGCAAGAAGGUCAUCCAAUUCACGGCGCAGCAAUUUUGCAUCGUGACAGGGCUAAGGUUUGGAAACCUUCCCUUGAUUCCGAUUCCCACGAAUGAGAACUGCUCAUUGAAACGGAAGUACUUUGCCAACGAUAAAGCUGUGAACCUGUUGGAAUUAGAAAAGGCCUUCCUCGAAUGCGAUGAUGUGGACGAUGUAUUCAAGCUUGGAUUCGUAUACUUUGCUGUCUUUGUGCUGUUGGGCAGCGAAAAACAUGUCCACAUUGACAUGCGAUAUUUGAAGUUGGCGGAAGACCUUGAAGACUUUGGGAAGUAUCCAUGGGGUGCUGUGUCUUAUGCGAAGACAAAUGCGUCACUGCUGAGGGCACUUUGUGCAGAUUACCAGCGAGUGAAAGUGCCCACAAAAACUGCCAAAACAAAAAAAUCUGGAAAGAAACCAACAACAACGGCAACCGGUAGACCAAGAGAGUACCACCUCAAAGGUUUUCCGUAUGCACUUCAGAUUUGGGCGUAUGAGGUGUUUCCAGCGUUGGCUGCACUACAUUUGGUGGUGCACGAAGAAAAUGCGCACAUCCCUCGUUUACUACAUUGGAGGAGCAAUAGUUCGCCGCGUUUUUAUGAGCUAAUGAGCCAAGUAUUCGAGAACCGUGAGGUUGAUGUGCAGCUUCUUCGGCCAUCUGUGAUGGACAAGCAGCAGCCGUAUUGGACUUGGGGUGACAGUGCUGACGACAGUGAAGAACUUGUUGACUUGUUGGGCGAUGACGCUGAACAACAAACCGGCACUUCUGCCUCUGUAGAAGAAAAAGAGAAGGACAUUGACGAUACUGCAAACCUUCCGUCGUCUUCUAAGGGUACAGUCGCGUCCAGAGAGUUACGCACUUUGAAGCGUGACUUUCAAAGGACAAAGGAUGAAUUGGCCAAAGUUUCCCUAUCAAAUCGAGCACUUUGCGACAGAGUGCAUCAGUUGGAAGACAAGGUACGGAAGGAGUCAAUGAAAGCUGAAAAAGAGUUCGAAAAAAAUACAAAGUGUGUGGAGGAUUUCCGCAACACCCUGUCUUCAAUGGAGCAUUAUUUUAAGUUGGAGAUAGAGCAGCUGAAAAAACAAAAUGGUGGGGUGAAUGAAGCUGCGGAAGGACAUGAGGACCUCGGUAGUCCUCAUAUGAAUGAAGGAGGCAACAAUGACUUGUCGCCAUUACAUGCCUAUGUAAGUCCGCCGACAGAACCGGCAGUAAUGGAAACACAAGUCCCCGGUGAUGGAGCCGAACCUUCCGCAGGCAUGGUAGUUGAAGAGGCAAAAAUGGCCGCUUCAGUUCCUCACUCAGAAGUGCAUGAAGUAGCUGACCCGGCAGAAUCCGAUGAGCUGCCUACCCCGGAAGAUGUUGCUGGGUGUGACGAAAUCUGCCAAAGAGUCAUGAAGCUGUUAGAAGAUUGGAAAAUCACUAAGAGUAUGCCAUCGGGAGGUUUGAUGAAUCCUCCAAGUCUACCCACAGUUACUAUGGCUGGUGAUGAAGAAGGUAGUUCAAGUGUUGAAAACAAAGAAGUGGAAGGUAAAGGGUGCAGACAGAAGCGCCCGGCGCAGACAUUGUUGAGCCCAUUUACAGAUCCUUUGAGGAAGAAGAGGACGAUGACUGUGUCGGCUGCGACUGCAACCCCGCCAUGUUUUGAUCCAUCCAAAUCCUUGCCCAUUGAAGAUGUGAAGGCAGUAAUACAGUUUUGCAGUGCCUGGAAAAGCGAUAUCAGUGCGGAGGUGCAGCUGGAAUCAUUUUCAGUGGGCGCUGAUUUUUUCUACAGACUUGUCGAUGAAACCGAAUGGAUGAGCUCAAGGCACCUGGACAUGGCAACCUUUCUUAUCCGCAAAAGGCAACUAUCUCAUCCGUUGGUUUUUGGAACGGACUGGACAACGGCAGAUUGUUGCUUGCAGCAAUUUCUAGAGCCGUUCAAACCGACGGCCAGGAAACGUGGAUCGAAGAAGGCUGCUAGUUCAAACACCGUUGACCUUCCAGCCAGCAAGGUGAAGAAUUUACAUCACUUUGUGCGUGGUACGUGGCAACACGGCUAUGCCCAAGCUUGGACAAAAGUCCGGAAGGUGUAUUUUCCAUAUAAUCUGAAAGGGUCUCAUUGGGUUGCAAUCGAACUUGAUUUCGUAAGACAUACUGCAACCGUGUAUGACUCCUAUAUUGAUUAUACGAAACGUUCAAAGCUGGUUACGCUUCUGCACCCUAUUAGCGAUACGCUGGCACGAGUGCUGUUCGAUAUGCACUUUUAUGAUGCUUCUGAGGUUGAAGAGGUGAAGCAAAAGGGGCUGACGAUGUCGAUGUAUACGCCAUUCUCAGUGUGCAGCAUUGCAGAUGUGCCACAACAACGAGAUGGUGCGUCUUGCGGAAUCUUGACCGUCAAAAUCAUCGAGCAUCUCAGUGCUGGGAUGUCGGUAGAUAAAGUUGACCCUUUGAAGAUCAAAUAUUACCGACUCAAGCUUGCAAUUGAGGGUUUAAGGGGGGAGGCAUAUUUAUGAGGUCGGUCUCAACCAAGGGUUGAUUGCAAUAUUCCAACCAAGAUGACCAUACACUGUUAUUUGAUGGUCUGCGGGAAUGGAUAUUCAAAAGUACAUAAAGGUUGAGAAGGUUCCUGGUGGCCAGUUGGAAGAUUCAGUGGUUCGCAAAGGAGUAAUGAUUAACAAAGAUGUUAUUGCACCUGGAAAAAUGAGAAGAAAGAUUUUCAACCAACGCAUCAUUCUUCUUGAUUGGCCGCUCGAAUAUAAGAAAGGCGAGAACCAAACAAAUGCUGAGUUGCUUAAAGAAGAAGAUUGGGGAGUCCUGCUACAAUUGGAAGAAGAAUACAUCGAGAGGCUAUGUGUGCAAAUAUUGAAGUUUAAACCAGAUGUGGUUAUCACAGAAUAUGAUGCAUCAUUAUUAUUUUGGUCAGAAUAUGAUGCAUCAUUUAGAUCCUAACCACAAUUUUUUUUCCAUAGCAUGCAAAUGGUGAAAAAUCAUGGAUUGGCUUUGAUGGUAACACUGGUGUGAUAACUGAUGUGAAAGAGAAAAAGAUAGAUAUGGGAUGCCUACAACGUGAAGGGCCAGAGUUUUAAAACGGCCAUAGAAGCUGCUUGCCUACUUCUCAGAAUCGAUGACAUUGUUAGUGGGAUGAAGAAGAAGCAGCCUCCUGGUGCCAAAGCUCCUUCCAAGCCUCAAGUUGAGACAGAAGGCGAUGCAGAUAAUGAGCAAAUAAUUCCGGAGUGCUUAUGGAGAGCACGUGGUUAUCUCAGUUUGAAUGAAGUUUUGCUUUAAAGAAGAAAAAAAGGAGCAUUAUAAGUUUGAUGAGGAUAUUUUUUAGGUUUGUAAUGUCACCUUAACUUGGUAGUGUGUGUUUUGUCCCUCUUCUUUCUUUCUCAAUCGACGAGGGGUUGGAAAGAAGAGAAGUCUUCUUAUUGGAGAAUGCUAAUGUUAGUUUCACAUGUCAUCUGUGUAUCGAACACAAUUUCUUUGUUCAACUUCGUGGAUUGGCACAGUGGAGCUUAUUUCUACCAUUCUUCUGAAUGAUUGUUAA